Molecule: messenger RNA, 1519 nt
Organism: Pleuronectes platessa (European plaice)
Lineage: Eukaryota; Metazoa; Chordata; Actinopteri; Pleuronectiformes; Pleuronectidae
Product: troponin T, slow skeletal muscle
Exons: 12
Coding region: 1-741 (246 amino acids)
Biological process (GO): slow-twitch skeletal muscle fiber contraction; regulation of muscle contraction; sarcomere organization
Cellular component (GO): troponin complex
Molecular function (GO): troponin T binding; tropomyosin binding
Source: RefSeq, a predicted model, not a curated record
AUGUCUCAUUUAGAAGAUCAUGGAGGACAUCAGGAAGAAGAAGAUGAGGAGCAGGGAGAAGGAGAAGAACGCCCCAAAUACAAGUCACUGGUCACACAGCUUGCUGCUCCAAAAAUCCCCGAAGGAGACCGAGUCGACUUUGAUGAUAUCCACAGGAAAAGGAUGGAGAAAGAUCUUCUGGAGCUGCAGACUCUGAUUGAUGUCCACUUUGAGCAGAGGAAGAAAGAGGAACAGGAGCUGAUUGGACUCAAAGAAAGGAUUGAGAACCGACGGGCAGAAAGAGCUGAGCAGCAGCGAGUGAGGGCUGAAAAAGAGCGAGAGAGACACACACGGAUUGCGGAGGAGAGGCAGAGGAAGGAGGACGAAGAGGCAAAAAAGAGGGCGGACGAUGAAGCCAAGAAGAAGAAAGUGCUCUCUAACAUGGGCGCUCACUUCGGAGGGUUCCUGGCCAAGGUAGAGCAGAGGCGAGGAAAAAAGCAAACUGCGAGGGAAAUCAAGAAGAAGACUCUGGCUGAGCGCCGUAAGCCACUGGCUAUAGAAACUCUAAGAGAGGACGGUCUGAGAGAGAGAGCUAAGGAGAUGUGGGAGUGCAUCUACCAGCUGGAGUCUGAGAAAUUUGACCUGACAGACAAAAUGAGGAGGCAGAAGUACGAGAUAAACGUUCUCCUCAACAGAAUCCAACACGCUCAGAAAUUCAAAAAGGUCCACGGUAAGGGGAAGGUUGGAGGACGCUGGAAGUGAAUUUACACACAUAGAGACAAGAAGACGCUUCACUAGCUUGAGGAUGAGGUUGCAGUGUUCGUCAGUAAAGCUCAAAACAGAUUCUAUCAAUUUUUGUGUAACAUUUAUUCAAAUACAUAAGCUUGCAAUUGUGUCUGUAAUAUUUAAAUGCAUAGAUCAAUAAAAUGGACGUGUCGAUCGCAUAGGAAAUGAAAUAUGAUUAUUAUUCUUGUCUGUUUGUUGCAUCUUGUGAAUGUAAAGAAAGGGGGAACAAGAGUAAACAGAUGUGCUGAUGUGCACCACUUUUAUUUUGUCUCUGGUGUGAACACAGCAUGGACGUCGUCACUCUUCCUGUCACACCACGGUUCAAAUCCGGCCUCCAGAGCGAUGCUCGCCACUUUCUUUGCAAAUCCUGCUUCCUGGUCUUUGUUCAGAUCCAAAACGUACCUGCGAUUUACAGCAACACACAAACGCAACUUAGAUGUCAAUCGAAUCACGGCCGUAAUAAACUGCCAAGACUUGUCCCGAACAUUUAACACAAAUGAUCUGAUACACAACAAUUACACAGCAGAGUCACUGUACUCCUGGUGGCUUAACUGUCACCAUGGAAACAAGUUACUAUUAGAAGUCACUGUAACACCCUCACUUGGCCAGCUCCAUGACAACCACAGCGUCUGGUGCUGCGAUCUGUGUCAUCGUCGGGCCCAACUGGUGCACACAGCUUCACAGCAGACACACAAAGAGAAAUAUGGUCAGCAGUCAUUUCAGUUAUCUGUGGUCAAUGUGACUAGAGGGUGAA